AUGAUGUCUGCACGUUCCUAUCUUGUUUCCAGGCACGCCUCGCCGCCCCAACCUCGACCUAAAUCUACACCUACACCUACACCUAUUCCCACCUCCCACCUUCGAUCCUCUUCUUCUGCGCCUGCGCCUACACCUACGUCCAUCCGUACCAUAGCUGAGGAAUAUGAACGCUUCCCUCAACAUCCUACACCAGUUACCGUCAGCAACAGCAGCCGUGUUACCGCUCCCGCCAUGCCCUCCAAGCGAAGAGAGACCAGUCGCCUUGGGUCCUCUGCCCUGAGCCCUCCUCGAACAACCACUACGAUUUCUCGUCCUAUAACCCCAUCGACUCCUGUUCAGAUUCCAUCCAGACCAAAGUCUCGCGAUACCCUUCGUCCCCAAAAACCACAUCGCCACCAUGGCGACCGAAGGCACAACUCGGCGUCGCACCGUCCCAAGGAUGGACACUCACCAGAUGUCAUUCCGCCAUCUGUGGCUGCGCUGCUUGCCAUCACGAGCAUUCCACCGCCUAGGCAGACCAGGAGUGUGAGGCAGGCCAAGAUGGAGAAGCGCAUGACUGUUGAGUCCAUCAUCGAGAGAGCCCAAGAAUCCGAGAAGGAACUCAGCUUGUCCUUGAGCAAGAGUCCAUUAGAUCUGCUGCUGAUGUCACCCGAGGAUCUCGAGGCGGAGUCAGACAGCAUGUCUUAUUGCGAGAGCUCGAUGGGUUCGGUUCUGUCGACGAGGACUGUCUCUCUGGAGUCUAUGCCAUCUCUUUGCAACUCUUACGCUACCGAUACACUUUCUUCCUUGGAAUCUCCCCGGACACCAAUUAGGAGGCGGAGUGUCAAGCCUACUCGGCGUUCCUUGACCCCCGUUGCUUCCCCUCCGGAGGAGGUCUUGUCUCACCCGCUCUCAUCGCCCGAGGUGGCGGUUGAGCAGUUGGAUUUCAGCGUUUUUGACGAGGACAAGGCUGAAACCCAAGACAAGAAGGUUUCGCGAUCGCCUUUCAAGGCCGCAUUCAAGUCGAAUCUGACCGCUUCGUUGCGCGCCUUGCGCCAGGCCGCCAAGUCGUUCUCGAACCUGAACUUCACAUCGAUCCCACCAGAAGACUUUCUCACCAGGUCUAUUCUCACCAUCGACCCGCAGGUCCCUUACACUGAUGAGCGCAGGCCACCUCCACUUGAGGAAGAGCCAACCGCAGCCUUGCGUCGCUACCUCAACCCGACGACAACUGCGCGACUCGAGAAGCCGCAGUCUAUCACCAAUGGUCCCGCCCUACGAACAUUUACGGCAUCGAUUCAGAUGCAAACAUACAAGGUCCACCGAGCGCGAAGUGGACCUUCUCCUGGCCGCUCUCCCUACCCAUCAGUAGGACCAUCUUCGGCAUCAAACACAUCGCAACAGCAACAGGUCAAGCCGACGCCCCCCGAGUACCCCAUGCCUGGACCACGCCAGCGGGAAAUGCGCGAGAACCCCGACUUCAUCCGCAUUGCUGUUAUGGAGAUGGCCAUGCGCAAACGGGGCAAGCUGGACGACCAACGGCCGGGCCGGGCAAGGUGGGCUCUGCCGCCCCGAAAACCUAGCACGAAGCCGUACGAGGUUGGUCCGGAUGGAGUUCCAGCCAGAUGGGUUCCUGUCAGCUGCUGA
Messenger RNA from Podospora pseudopauciseta, 1626 nucleotides. RefSeq lists its product as uncharacterized. Bases 1 to 1626 code for a protein of 541 amino acids. The transcript has a single exon. NCBI's taxonomy places the organism in Eukaryota, Fungi, Ascomycota, Sordariomycetes, Sordariales, Podosporaceae. The record is from RefSeq and is a predicted model, not a curated record.